CGAGUAUCAGCCCCAACCAUCUCCAAGGUCUCGAAUCUGGUAAGUAUCACAGCUUCUUACCACCGAAGUCCAAACACUGAUCUCUGUCCAACUCGUAUCAAGUCUCCAAUCUGAAGAAGAAGAAGAAGAAGAAUGAGUCUGAAGAAGAAGAAGAAGAAGAAGAAGUCUAAAGAAGAGGAAUAAGAGAAUAGGAGAAGAAGACUGAGAUGGAGAGGAGAGGUAGAGAUGGGGGAGCUGGUGAGGGCCUCAGGCCGAACCUGCAGAUGGCAAGCUGGCGUCUUGGCGGCGGCAGGAGAUCUGCUGCAGGUCGCUGGAGCUAUGGCGCUCCACGGUCUCAGCUCCGCUGUCUUGUACUACGUGAGAGAGGUCAGUCUCGGUCAGAAGUCCGGGGAAACGGACAAGGCCUAUCAGGCCCGGAUGCUGCUUCUGAUUACCGAAGCCAAGCAACGAUCGGAUGCAGUAGCAGCUGCAGCAAAGAAGAAGGCAGAGGACGCCGAGAAGGGACGUAUGUUGGCAAUCGAACAGCAACGCCAGCAAGACGAGGCAGCAGCAAAGGCUGCUGAAGAAGAACGAAUUCAACGACGCGAGAAGAUAUUCAGCGCAGAGCGAGCUUUGGAGGAUAUCCACAGCCUCGACGACACGUUAGCUCAAGUUAACAGCCGCCUCCAGCAGUUGGAGCAGCGACCCGUCGCCGCCCCCGAUGCCAUCUCCUCCAACCCCUCCGAUCGCCUAGAGGCAUUGGAGAUUGACGUCGGAUCCCUCAAGGACGGCAUGCAGUUACAGCAAACCGCAACGCAACAGUUGGAGCAACGGAUCUGUACUGCUGCCACCCACUCGAGAUCGGAACCGCACGACACAACUCCAAAGAUCGAUGGGCAGGACAUCUUCUGCGGCUCGACGAAAACGGACCCGAUUCCAUGGUUCCGCAAGUUCAAGCUCAAGUUGCAGCUCCAUCACGUAAGUGAACACAAGCAUCAUGAGUACUUAUACUCUUGGUGGGGGGGCGCGUGCCAAGCAUGGUUGGACAAUAUCUUGUCCAAGUACGGAGUGGUGGCUGUCGACUUGCACACCAAGAUCAGUUGGGAUGAUCUAAAGGCGACGUGGCAUAAGCGGUUCGAAGUAGAGCCGCCGGAGAUCAAGGCAAUGGACAAGCUGAUGACCUUCGAACAAGGCACGCUGCCAAGUGUUGACUGGAUUGCCGAGUACCAACGCUUGACAUCCGUCCCAGACAUUCAAAUGGGCUUCAAGGCCGUCAAACACUUCUUCAUCUCGAGGUCGUGUCUGGCGUUGGGCAAUGCCUUGACUCACGUCAAGAACACCCUGAUGUCAACGGUGGAGCUCUUCGACAAGGCCGUGCAGAUUAUUGUUAGAACAAGGAGGCUAAGAACCUCCACCGUUCUGUUGGACCAGUUCGUGCUGGUCUACUUAGACGACUUUCUCGUCUAUAGUCGGACAUUGGAGGAUCAUCUUGAGCACCUUCGACGAGUCUUGGAGACGCUCCGCCGUGCCAAGUACAAAGCCAACCGCGACAAGUGCGAAUUAGUCCGGCAAGAGCUGGAAUACUUGGGCCAUUUUGUCACACCGGAGGGCAUCCGUCCGUUGUUGGACAAGAUUCAAGCCAUCCAAGAGUGGUCGGAGCCGCGGAACGUUACGGAUGUUCGUUCGUUCCUCGGCCUUGCCGGCUACUACACGCGUUUUAUCAAGGGAUACUCGAAGAUUGCGGCCCACUUAACCAAGCUUCAAUGCGAGGAUCGGUCGUUUGACUUCGGAGAGGAUGCGCAGGAAUCAUUUCUGGCUCUCAAAGCCGCGCUAUUAUCUGCGGAGGUCUUGCGCAUAUACGACCCGCUUCUGCCAACGCGCAUCACUACGGAUGCGUCCGGCUAUGGCAUUGGUGUCGUCCACGAGCAACACGAUGGCGUGGACUGGCACCCAGUCGAGUACUUCAGUAAGAAAGUGCCCGUCGUGCACUCCAUUGAUGAUGCACGCAAGGAGCUCCUAGCCUUCGUCCACGCUCUCAAGCGGUGGCGACACUUCCUCCUUGUUCGAAGUCAAUUCCAAUGGGUAACGGACAACAAUCCGUUGGUCUUCUACAAGACCCAAGACACCGUCAAUAGCACCAUCGCCCGUUGGAUGCCUUUCAUCGACCAAUUUGACUUCUUUCCCGAUCACAUUCCGAGGAAGUCAAACCGUUUUGCGAAUGCUCUUUCACGAAGUUUGGAUCAUUGUACGCAGUCUAUUCGACCUUCGAGAUCGGCGACGACCUGCGGGACAACUUCAUCAGCGGCUACGAAGCCGACCUCGAGUUUCGAGACACAUACGCGAAUUGCUCCUCUCCUAAUUCGACGCCUUCUCACUACCGGAUCCAAGAGGGGUACUUGCUUGUCCACACGCGGGGGAAGGACCUUCUUUGCGUACCGAGUGACUCUCACUUGCGUACACGGCUUCUUGUUGAGUUCCACGAUACUCCUGCCACCGGACACUUUGGAGUCAAUCACACGAUUGGCUGCGAGUCAUGCGAGGUUUGCCGACACUGCAAAUCCCGCAACCAUCGUUCGUACGACCGAAGUCGCGUACCCAGUUAUCCAUGAAGAGUUUGAUGACAUGGUCAGUCUUUGCAGAUUCAGGCAUAGCGAUAAGUCUUGCAAACUUGGAGAAGCAGUCUACUAUGACGAAGACGUGUCUUUUCCUGGACCUGCUGGUGACAAGUGUAUCCAUGAAGUCCAUGGAAACACUCUUGCCAGGACCUUCGGGAAUCGGCAAGGGCUGGAGAAGCCCAAGCGGAGCCUGAGUUCUUGGUUUGUCGCGUUGGCAAACCUGACAGGUUUCUCAAUAUUUUUGGGCAUCUAACAUCAUAGAGGGCCACCAAAAUUUCUGUACUAAGUUUGCGGAUGUCUUUUUGUAUCCAAAAUGACCAGUUGCAUCAUGGCAUUCUCCUAAAAAUAAACUACGCAAAGACUC
Molecule: messenger RNA, 2958 nt
Organism: Chara braunii
Lineage: Eukaryota; Viridiplantae; Streptophyta; Charophyceae; Charales; Characeae
Source: the annotation of a GenBank genome assembly